Messenger RNA from Ceratina calcarata, 842 nucleotides. RefSeq names its product barrier to autointegration factor (gene baf). The coding region runs from base 177 to 449 and encodes 90 amino acids. Gene Ontology annotation, biological process: chromosome organization. Gene Ontology annotation, cellular component: condensed chromosome; nucleus. Gene Ontology annotation, molecular function: DNA binding. Lineage: Eukaryota; Metazoa; Arthropoda; Insecta; Hymenoptera; Apidae. The transcript is spliced from 3 exons. The record is from RefSeq and is a predicted model, not a curated record.
UAUCGUAUAAACAAGAGAAAAUAAUAAUUCUAAAACAAAUGGUUAAUUAAAGAUUUGAUAUCUAGCGUUACUGAAAGUUUCCGGAACACACAAAUUGAGACAGUGGUUGAUUUGGCGUCGAUGCAAUUUGUUUAACCUCCUUAUACUGAAAACGAUCGAAACAAACUAGAGUAAACAUGUCGAGCACAUCGCAAAAGCAUAAAAACUUCGUCGCUGAACCCAUGGGCGAGAAACCUGUUACUGACCUCGCGGGGGUUGGGGAAGUUCUCGGACGCAGAUUAGAAGGAGCAGGCUUCGAUAAGGCGUACGUAGUACUUGGCCAGUUUCUGGUUUUAAAAAAGAACAGAGAAUUAUUUCAAGAAUGGAUGAAAGAUAUCUGUUCAGCUAAUGCUAAGCAAUCUAACGAUUGUUAUCAGUGCCUCUGUGAUUGGUGCGAUGAAUUCUUAUAAAUAAUUAUAAGAUCUAAUGUUAAUGCUAUAAGAAAUUUAUAUUAAUAUAAAAAAGUGUCUAUUGUAAUAUUUUAUUGUAAAAUGUAAAAGAGUUAUCAAUCACAUAUGAUUUAACUAUAACGAGAACAACUAUCCGAAGAGGUAUUUUAAUAUUUGGUAUAACUGUAAUCUCAUGUGUCAGCUUAGCAUUAAGAUUUUGGUAUUGACAAGAAGACAAUGUAUUAAUUAUGUGCUAAUAUUUAUAUGUUUAAUUACACUGUAUUUAUUUUUUGACAAUCAUGUUUUCGUACCAUUUUUGCAUAACAAAUGUAUAAACCACAUGUAUUCAUAAUGUGAAUAAUUCUCUAGGCAAACUUCAUUCAAAAAUAUAUUCUUAAAUAUACAGUCCAAUUA